Molecule: messenger RNA, 1116 nt
Organism: Dictyostelium discoideum AX4
Lineage: Eukaryota; Evosea; Eumycetozoa; Dictyosteliales; Dictyosteliaceae
Product: molybdenum cofactor sulfurase domain-containing protein
Exons: 4
Coding region: 1-1116 (371 amino acids)
Molecular function (GO): catalytic activity; molybdenum ion binding; pyridoxal phosphate binding
Source: RefSeq, a predicted model, not a curated record
AUGUCUUCAAAUUUUAUAGAUUUUGUUCAAGCUAAUAUUAAAUACUUUAUUGGUGCUGGUAUCUUGGCAUUGAAUAUUAUAUCAUUUUACAAUUAUUAUUCAAAUAAAAAUAAUGCCAAUAAUAAUAAUAAUAAUAAUAAUAUUAAUAACAACAACAACAAUACAUUAGGUGAUUCAAGUCCAAGAGAUCAUCCAUUUAGAAUUAAAAAAAUCAUUAUUUACCCAAUUAAAUCAUGUAAAGGCAUUGAAGUUAGAUCUUGUAAAAUUGAUAAAUAUGGAUUUGAAAAUGAUAGAAGAUUUAUGUUAAUUCAUCAAGGUAGAUUCAUGAGUCAACGUACAACUCCAAAAAUGGCAUUAAUUGAACCAGAUAUCUCUGAAGAUGGUCAAUAUUUAAUCAUUAAUGCAAAAGGUCAAAAUGAAAUUCGUGUUAAAAUUGGUGAUACAAAUGAUAAAGAAAUUAUUAAAGUUGGAAUUUGGAAAGAUACAGUUGAUGUUGUUGAUUGUGGUGAUCAAGUUUCAGAAUGGUUAACCAAAUUCUUGGAUACAGAAGCACGUUUAGUAACAAUUGCACCAGGCGAAUAUCAUAGAAGAGUACCAGAGGAUUAUGUUGAUCAUAUAAUUGAAGAGCCAACUGAAAUUGAUAGAGACAAUUACCAAUUUGCAUUAUGUGAUACCUCACAAGUAAUGAUUCUUUCAGAGUCGUCAAUCGAUGAUAUCAAUAUGCAUAUCGAUGCUAUUCGUAAAGAAAAGAAGGAAAAACCAAGAGAUCCUGUAACUUUCUCAAACUUUAGACCAAAUAUUUUAGUAAGUGGUUAUGAUUGCUCACCAUUUGAAGAGGAUAGAUGGGAGCAAAUUAGAAUCUCUGGUUUAUUAUUAUCAAGAGUUGCCUUCACACCACGUUGUAAAUUAACAACUGUUCAACCAGAAACUGGUAUCUUGGAUCCUUAUGGCGAUAAUGAACCAUUAAGAACAAUGGAAACUUAUCGUAAAUUUAAUGGUAAAUUAUUGUUUGGUGCAUUGUUUGUUCAUAGUAACCCAAUAGCCGAUGGUGAAGAACUUUUUGUUGGUAAUAUCAUUGAUGUUUUAAAAAUAAAUAAUAAACCCUAUGAAAAAUAA